Messenger RNA from Malania oleifera, 2466 nucleotides. RefSeq lists its product as uncharacterized. The transcript has 9 exons. The coding region runs from base 113 to 2260 and encodes 715 amino acids. The record is from RefSeq and is a predicted model, not a curated record. Lineage: Eukaryota; Viridiplantae; Streptophyta; Magnoliopsida; Santalales; Ximeniaceae.
AUAAAUGAACUCAGUGACAUCCCGGCGAGAGGAGCUGGUCGGCCCCACUCCUUCCGUCCCCGCGCCCCCGGUGCUACACUGCUGCUGCGAACGAAGAGAAAUCAGAUAGACAAUGAGAGAAUCGAGAGGGAAGAAUCUGGAUAAACCUUGUGAUAUAUGUGGUGCUGUUGGCUUUGCAGAUUUAAUUGCCACAUGUUCUCAAUGCAGUGUUGCUCAUGAACAUGCUUAUUGCAUGCAGAUCCAUUGUAUAGAAGUCCCUGAAGUUUGGUUUUGUCAAGCAUGUGAGUCAAGUAAGUACACAGUUUCACCAAAAUCUAUUGUGAAGGAACACGUACCUAAAGUUUCAGCACUAAACCCCCAUGGGAUGCUCCAAUGUGAUGCUGCACAUUCUUCAAGUCCCAUAUCUGGGAGGCAGGUUUGCAAAAGGCAAAAGGCUUUGGAAAAUGCUAAAGUUAAGUGUAUUCCUACUGAAGAAGCCAUCAUGCUAUUGCCGGGAACCAGUAAAAAGGAAUCCAUUCCUAAGAGCAAGUUGGGAUUGAACAUUAAUCCAUUGUCCAUGGCAUCUGUGUCCAAGAGAAUUCCCACUGGGUCUAGAACUGCCCAACCAAAGUUAUCCCUGCAGAAGGUUAAAACAAAUCUUAGUUUGGUACCUCCAAGACCUGCUGAGCCUCGUAAGUAUGGCACUGUGCAGAUCCGUUCAAUGAUCCGGAAACAUGCUCCUCAAUUGUCAAAAGAAUUGAGAGAAAAUGUUGCAGCUCCUGUGAAAGAACUCGUUCGUGAGAAAGAAUCAAAAUUUGGCCUUGAAAAUGCCGAAAAAUGUGAUUUUUCUCAUACAGAAGUAGCAAAAGGAACAAGUUUGGUAUCAUGUGCAUCCUCAAUGUCAUUGAAUCAAAUUGGUUUGGAAAAUAUUGUGGUUCCUGCAAAGGAAAUUGUUCCAAAGAAACAGUUGAAUAUUGGCCUUAAACAUGUACUAAGGGUUGAUUCUUCUCGUAAAAGAGCAGCAAGAACAGGCAGUGCACCAUGUGCAUCUUCAUCAACUUCAUCUAGUAUCUAUUCAAGUGAUAACUUUCAUCUGGAUGCAAAGCCUCACCCUAGGAUAACUGAUGUCAAAGUAAAGGACAUGCCGAGCCUUCUUUAUGAACUUGAGAAAGAUCUUGUGUAUUUCCCUGCUAAACGUGCUAUUUGGAAGGGAAGUUUCAAAAUUCCUGAUAUUGUUGGACCUUGUGAUUUCUAUGAUGUAUUUCGGGCUCAUCCUCCGGCCAGAGCUCUCCGUAAAGCAUUUGAGUUUUCAAAACAAAUGCCUCAAGUUCUUCAUUUUAAGCUACUUGCUCGGUGCAACCUUUGGCCAGAUAUAUUCCAAGGCUAUAGCCCGGGCCGGGAUGACAUUGCACUGUAUUUUUUCCCGCAGGAUGAGAGAUCCAGGAAAAACUAUGUUUGCCUUCUAGAACACAUAGAAAUGCAUGAUUUGGUGAUAAGAAGUUACAUGAGCUCUGUGGAAUUGCUAUUAUUUUCAUCUAAGCAGCUGCGAGAGGACUGUCAGAGACUACACACAGAAUACUUUCUGUGGGGGGUCUUUCGCUCUGUCCAGGAAAAUGUGGAGCUGCACUCGCCAGCUUCUUUUGUUCAAGAUGACCACAAAGUUUAUGCUGAAGAAGGUGAGAAUUUUGAUGACAUGGAAAUUGACAUGAUAGGUGGAAAGAAUGUGGGAAAAGAUGAUAUAUAUGUACCAAGGCCCAAGGACAAGCUGGACGUUCCUCCAGGUUUUGAGCGCCACACCCCUAUUUUCAAAGGGGGCAGUGUUCUUCAAAGUCCUCGGUGUUGUUCAAAGCAAGCCCUUUUGGCAAAUGUGGGAAAAAUUGACAAGGACAAGAUGGAAGUUCCUCCAGGUUUCAAGUGUCGUGCCCCUAUUUUUGAAGUGGAUGGUGCCCCUCGAAGUCCUUCCGAUUGUUCGAAGCAAUCUGUUUCCUUAAAUGUGGGAAAAGUUGAUAUCGCUGUACCCAAACCCAAGGGCAAACUGGAAGUUCCUCCGGAUUUUGAGCGCUGGACUCCUAUUUUCAAAGGGGGUGGUGCCCUUCAAAGUCCUCGUGGUUGUUCAAAGCAUGCUGUUUUGGCAAAAGAUGAUGGUGGAAACCUAAAGAAAUUCUCUGGAGACAUAAAAACUGAAGUUAAGGAGUUCCAAUUGGAUAAACUGGAAUUUGGCCUGUCUAAGCCGGGGUCCAAGAGAGACAGACUCUGGCAGACUGCUCAAUACUUCAAAUGAGUGCCGAUUUGAGCGAGACAAAUUUUUGGUCAUGUACAGCCGCAUGCUUCUUCAUUUUACUUCUAAAACCACCAUAUGUACAAAACCAAUGUAGGUUUAGGAUGUUCAUCUUCAGCUCUAAUAUUGAAAUUGCAGUUGUAAACUUGCACCUUUUCUUGUUUUCUAUUAAGGUUUCGCCCAGAUUAAGGAUUUCGUUUAAGAAGAAA